CAAUGCAAGCCGUGAUGUGGCACCUUCUUCUAACUUCGUGCCGUUGAUUGCUAAUGAAUGUCCAUAUUUGUGUCUUGGACACGUGUGCGUUUUAUUAUAUUGCUCAUCAAAUUAAUGUGAUUUUCCAGAAGUAUCUUAAAGAUAACUUGCAAUAUUUGCUUUAAAACUUUUUGUGUAGUCAUCAUAUCCCAGGAAAUAAAAUGGGAAUUAAAUUUUUAGAAGUAAUUAAGCCCUUUUGUGGUAUUUUACCUGAAGUGGCUAAGCCCGAAAGAAAAAUUCAGUUUCGAGAGAAAGUAUUAUGGACAGCAAUUACGCUCUUCAUUUUUCUUGUAUGCUGUCAAAUUCCUUUAUUUGGAAUAAUGUCAUCAGAUUCAGCAGAUCCUUUUUAUUGGAUGAGAGUAAUUCUUGCAUCAAAUAGAGGCACACUUAUGGAACUUGGUAUUUCACCUAUUGUCACAUCUGGUCUCAUUAUGCAACUUUUGGCUGGUGCAAAAAUAAUUGAAGUUGGUGAUACUCCUAAAGACAGAGCACUUUUCAAUGGAGCCCAGAAAUUAUUUGGUAUGGUGAUAACUAUUGGUCAAGCUAUAGUUUAUGUGAUGACUGGAAUGUACGGAGACCCAGCUGAUAUUGGCGCUGGGGUUUGCAUUCUUAUUAUCAUCCAGCUUUUUGUUGCUGGUUUAAUAGUUUUGCUUCUUGAUGAAUUACUGCAAAAAGGCUAUGGUCUAGGAUCUGGAAUUUCAUUGUUUAUUGCCACAAAUAUUUGUGAAACUAUUGUAUGGAAAGCUUUCAGCCCUGCUACUGUAAAUACUGGAAGAGGUACUGAAUUUGAAGGUGCUAUUAUUGCCUUAUUCCACCUUCUUGCAACUAGGACUGAUAAAGUCAGAGCUUUGCGAGAAGCUUUCUAUCGUCAAAACCUGCCAAAUCUUAUGAAUCUUUUAGCUACAGUUCUUGUUUUUGCAAUAGUUAUUUAUUUCCAGGGAUUCAGAGUAGAUCUGCCAAUCAAAUCAGCCCGCUAUCGUGGACAGUAUAGUUCUUACCCCAUAAAGUUGUUUUACACUUCAAACAUUCCAAUUAUACUUCAGUCUGCACUUGUUUCUAACCUUUAUGUUAUUUCCCAGAUGCUUGCUGUGAAGUUCAGUGGAAAUUUCCUUGUUAAUUUGCUUGGAGUUUGGGCGGAUGUUGGUGGAGCUGGUCCAGCUCGAGCAUAUCCCAUAGGAGGUUUAUGCUAUUAUUUAUCUCCACCUGAAAAUUUAGCACAUAUAUUUGAAGAUCCUAUCCAUGCAGUACUAUACAUAGUUUUUAUGCUGGGUUCCUGUGCGUUUUUCUCAAAAACAUGGAUAGAAGUAUCAGGAUCGAGUGCAAAAGAUGUUGCCAAGCAGUUAAAAGAACAGCAAAUGGUUAUGAGAGGCCACAGAGAAAAGUCAAUGAUUCAUGAGUUGAAUCGUUAUAUUCCAACAGCAGCAGCAUUUGGUGGCCUUUGUAUUGGUGCUUUAUCUGUUCUUGCAGAUUUCUUAGGUGCCAUUGGAAGUGGUACUGGUAUUCUAUUAGCAGUCACAAUUAUAUACCAGUAUUUUGAAAUCUUUGUAAAAGAACAGAGUGAAAUGGGAGGAAUGAGCACACUACUUUUCUAAAAUGAACUUUAUUAGAAAUCAGCGGUUUUACAUUAUUUCAUUAGAUACAGUAUAUGCUGUAACUCUCAUCUCACAGAAGAAUGGAUAUAAAGAAAUUGUGAAAUUUUUUUUCUAA
This is a messenger RNA of Stegodyphus dumicola, 1746 nucleotides long. It is a transcript of the gene Sec61alpha, whose product is annotated as SEC61 translocon subunit alpha. The record is from RefSeq and is a predicted model, not a curated record. Gene Ontology annotation, biological process: protein transport. Lineage: Eukaryota; Metazoa; Arthropoda; Arachnida; Araneae; Eresidae. Gene Ontology annotation, cellular component: membrane.